This is a messenger RNA of Sycon ciliatum, 2795 nucleotides long. RefSeq lists its product as uncharacterized. The transcript is spliced from 9 exons. The coding region runs from base 1250 to 2101 and encodes 283 amino acids. Lineage: Eukaryota; Metazoa; Porifera; Calcarea; Leucosolenida; Sycettidae. Gene Ontology annotation, molecular function: protein binding. The record is from RefSeq and is a predicted model, not a curated record.
GUGGAACAGACUUUGCAGCAGAAGUUCUUUUCAACCACAAAACGGCCUCCAUGCGCCUAGCACCACGUACUGAAGUGCAAAGAACAAUGUUCACAAGUAGAAGGGAUUUUCUGGUGGCCGACAGCAAUGCGUUUUUGACGAGGAGCCGCAGCCGCUCAGAAUCUACAGCCCAGCUCAGCCUGCUGAAGUGGCCAGGAGACUGUGUUCCCUAUAAAUACCGCAAGGAUGAGAUUGAAAAUUGGGCAGGCUUUUUCACGGCCAACGGAAUAAUAAAUCGGUCGCACCUGUUUGUGUGUGUGUGUGCUCGGAUGAACCUGGUCUUUAGCUCUUCAUUGUGGGCACCCUACGGCGGGUAUAUGCAUAUUUCAUUCAGUGAGCGCUUUCUCUUUGCCGUUCUAGUACGUACUUAGAGAUUGGAUCGUGGCGUCGGCCCAUACACAUCUCUGCUGCCCACUGUAGCGCUUUUCAUUAGCCCAGGAACAACGCCAAAACCAGGCUUCGUGUCACAGGAACCCAACCGGGUUACGGGGUACAACAACCCAUUACGCUGCAGCACAUGUUGGAACACAUGCAGCAUAUGUAACAUUGUUGGAAAGCCCGUCCACUUCUCGCACGUUUUCAGCAAUCCACUGAAGGUCUGACAGGCUCAGCAGCUAUCAGGAAUCGCCACCACAGAUUGACACUAGGAAGGCAUCCAGAAGUAUAGCAGCACGCUCAAGCCGCUGCACCCAGGACGCUGAGCAGGUGCUGCCUGAGUGAGAAAGCAGCGCUGUUUGACUUGCUCUAGGCUCUACCAAUCAACUAGGCUGCAUCAAGCCGGCAUUCCGCUGUUGACAAACGCCACAAAUAUCACGUUGUGCCCUCGACAACAGACCAGGUCGCAGAGGACUCCUAAAAACGACGCGGUCUUGUCCGACAACGUCGCACCAUCAGUGAGACAUCAGAACUCGACAACCACCAAACCUGCAAGCGGGCGAGCCCAUCUCUCCGGAGCGACUCUACGCACUCGGAUUGGCGGCGCAGCUAGCGGGUACUGAGCGACUCAACUGUACCCGUAGAUCUACCCGCACCUGUACGUGUCCCGGACCCUGGAAAACGUGCAGAUUUCCACACUCUACUCUGUACACUGUCUGCCCGUACUUCGCAUGCUCUCGCUGUCCAAGAUAACAGAAUCAUUCCAGAGAAGUCGCCUAGACGCAACCAGGCCGAUCACCAAGCUGAGCACGACGCGCGGCGGAAAACGGAGAAGAUGAUGUCCGCCAUUGUCGGACAUUGCCGGACGCAAGUGGCCGGCAUGAUACUCAACAUUGUCCUCCUCCUGGUUCCCUUUUCAGUAAUAGGGGCGCCGCUACAAGAUACUCCCAUCCGUCCGUACAAGCUAUGUAAUGAAUUACAGCAAGCCCAGCAUGCGUGUGGCCCAAAACAGAGAUGUGUAGCACACUAUCAGGAGAAUGCCGUCGAGCUUGAGUGCCAUAAUCCUGCAGAGGCUGCACUAAAAAUUCAAUCUCGUCUCCAUGGUGAUGUGUUACACACUCUGACGUUGAACGGGGUAUUUGAAAAGCGCAAGCAGGCCGACAGACCAACUCCGGCGCCGAUAGUGGACAGCCCGAGAGCUCUGCUGAACUUCCGACGAAAUAGGGCUAGAGACGCAUGCAAGUGUCAGACGGGUGUACUGCACCAAGUCGGCGAAACGCCCAAACUGCGCAAAGUCUGUCAGUCAGAUUUCGUUCUUCUGGCCGCUGUGAAUACAACCAGCAGUGUCGGGUUUGGCGUGACCAUACAGACGGUGUUCCGUAUCUCUCGUGUGGCAGUAUCCGUGCUGCCCGACCACCUUACACAGCUGUCUAUCCAGGGCAAUAUCAACCUCAACCAUCGGACAGCUAGUCGUGCGUGUCAAUGUAACAUUUUGGAAUCCGGUCGCCAGUACCUGUUCAUGGGCCAGGACGACGGCGUGCUGGGAAACCUCAUCAUCGACGCGUCGUCCGCCAUCUACCCCUGGACGGGCGCCAUAGCAACGCAUAUUCAGCACAGCGCUCGCCGUUGCUUCAAGCUACGCUGGCUGGAAAAGCAGUACAACGCGACACGCGAUGGUACAGCCUGAUGCAGCCAGUCGCGAUGGCCGGUUGGUCGGACAAGUCGGAGAAGGACAACGAUGUGCACGGAUAAACAUGGUUGUAGAAGUGAGGGUAGCCCUGCCCUUCGCAGCCUGGCACCAUAUCGUACACCCCGGCGAUCGGCCGUGAGGUUGAUAGUGCGGGUGACAGUUUGGAGAAGGACACUCUUCACAACGGCAAUGCCUGCUAGCAGUAGUUGUCAGACACUUCGGAGUGGGAUUGCAUGUAUGACCAUGCUGAUGAAGCAUGGUGUAUGAUUCAUUGGACAUUGACUGGAUGGGAGACUGAACAUCGCUUCACUUAUUCUCACCUCAUCACGCUCCUGCAUGCCAACGCUCGGAGCCUCUUCAAAAGCAUUAUCAUUUCACGGCCAUUGGCCCCACAGUGCGUUCGUCUCAAAUCGCAGAAUUAUUUUUUUGAAUCCAGGGCAUGGUGAUCUGUUGAAUCAACGACUGAAAAAUAUGAAUUCAUGAUUUCUCUGUACAUGCCUGUAUUGAUAUUCUAUUAUAUACCCUCCCUCCCCCACCCCCCCUUGAAUAACCUAGGGUCUAUCGGCCAUAUCGGGUCAGUUCUGUUUCUUUUACCAGGAUUUUCAGCUUGAAGUGCAUUCUUAUCUACCGGUUUUAGAAAUCUUUCCACCCGACUUUGAGAAUUCCUCGAACCGUAACAUGCAAACUAUUA